Alosa alosa (allis shad) is the source of this 7474-nucleotide messenger RNA. It is a transcript of the gene znf804a, whose product is annotated as zinc finger protein 804A. The transcript has 5 exons. Gene Ontology annotation, cellular component: nucleus. The coding region runs from base 813 to 4652 and encodes 1279 amino acids. The record is from RefSeq and is a predicted model, not a curated record. NCBI's taxonomy places the organism in Eukaryota, Metazoa, Chordata, Actinopteri, Clupeiformes, Clupeidae.
GCAUUGCGUGUGACAGAUGCAAUUCUCUCUCCCUCAGCCCUCGCCAUCACACACUUACACACACAUACACACACACACUCUUUCUCCUGCGCGCACACACACAUAUACACACACGCGCUCGCGGGAGGCUCGCAGCCAUUGGCUCCGCGCACUGGACCGGCGGACGCGCAGCAACUCUAUAACAGCCAUGCCUGCCUCGGCCGCCACCGCCACCACCACCACCACCUCCACCGCCGCCGCGGCAGAGAGAGCAGCAGAAGCUCCCAGCAGACCCGCUCAGCAGCAACAGCACUCCGGCAGAGAGCGCCGAAACGCCAGUGCCACUUUCGCACCGCGCCACAGCGCAGCGGCCACAGCACCGUGAGCAGAGGGGGAGGAAAGAGACAACGAGAGAGAGAGAAAGCAGGAGAGUAGCGGCCAACUGAGAAAGAGGAGGCUGGCAAGAAGAAGUGAAGCAAAGACAAGAGAGAGAAGAGGAAGAAGAGAAGCGGAGGAAGAGAGGAGUGCGGCGCUUCUGUCGCUGCCGGAAGCGGAGCAGGAGGAUAUUGCUCUGCUGGAUGCAAAGUGGAAGAGGAGAGAAAACAACAUCACAAAGAAAAGAAAAGCCCUCGCCGCAAGAAAAGAAGAGAGACAACAACAAGACAAACUGCAAGUGGCUCAGAGACACUGUGUGAGUGAGAGAGAGAGAGAAGAGAGAGAGUGACUGUGUAUCUCUCUCUGGCUGUUGUGCCAGACCGGACCGGUACUGUUUACUCCGUGCCCCUCCACCCCCCUCGAGCACACGCUGUGCAUGGACGCCGUCCAAGAGCCUCAUGGCGUGUUACUACAUCGUCAUCAGCUCCACGCACCUCAGCAAUGGACACUUUCGGAACAUCAAGGGAGUUUUCCGGGGGCCCCUCAGCAAGAACGGCAACAAGAACUUGGAUUAUGCGGAGAAAGAGAAGACCCUGGCCAAGGCCCUGGAGGACCUCAAAGCCAACUUCUACUGUGAGCUGUGCGACAAGCAGUAUUACAAGCACCAAGAGUUUGACAACCAUAUCAACUCAUACGACCACGCUCACAAACAGAGACUCAAGGAGCUGAAGCAGAGGGAGUUUGCCCGCAAUGUGGCCUCCAAGUCCAGGAAGGACGAGCGGAAGCAGGAGCGGGCUCUGCGUCGGCUGCACGAGCUGGCAGAGCAGCGGCGGGAGGUUCACUGUGCUCCGGGGAGCGGCCCCAUGUUUAAAUCCACCACGGUGGCGGUGGAGGCAGGUCUGAGGGACCCCUGCGGUGACGGAUCCCCCGAGGAGGUGCAGGGUCUUGCUGUGCCGGAGGCGGGAGGCCAGACUCACAACUGCAGCAGCAGCAGCAAUGGCAGUGGCAGUGGCAGCGGCAGCAAUGCUUCAGGCCCGGCAGCUAGCAGCAACAAUGGCAAGCAAUUGCCGUGGCCCCACGCAGCCAAGCAGAAGAAGCCCGUGGGCUGCCGGCGCAAGAUCGCCUUCUCCUUCUCCUUCCGGAAGAGGGCCUCCGUGAAGCUGGAGUCGUCCGCCGCCGUGUUCUGCGAGGGCACACAGGAGGAAGGGGCGACGGAGCGGAGGCGCAGACAAAGGCUCCGAGCACCCCUCGUCGAGCUCGACCUCUCCGGGUCCCCCAGCGACGAGGCGGCAGUAGUGGCAGCCGGUAAGGCGCUUAAUUGCGAGGAGACGAUUUACUGCAUCGGCACGACCCAGCAGGCCCGCUUCGCUCUGAAGAGCGGCAGCUUGGAGAGCAAGGGGUCAUCUGAUUCGCCGGCGGGCCAAGAGAACCCACGGCCCACUUCAGACUUGUGCGCUCUGCUCGUGUACUCGGAGGACGUGGCCGGGAGCCCUUCCGUUUCCCAGAUAGCCGGCUCCCCUUUCGCUCUCAACAGCGUGGACAUUGCACUGGACUCAGAGGACUCUGUGAACGAGAGCCUGAAAAGCUGCGACGCAGCUAACGGGGGAGGGGAGCUCAAAGAGCAAGCCGCCACUGAUGAGCCUGUGUCGGAGGAGAGCGGCCCUUUGAGUCAGAACCCCUCAGACGUGUGCAGCGAGGCUGACCCCUCUCACAUGGGUCAAACGGCAGAGGAGGGCCAUCUUCUAAAAACCCCCUUCACAAAGCCAAGUCAGCCGUUCUUCUCCGUGAGGAGCCGUGACGGUAAUACCAUUUUCCAGUGGCCCUCGGAGAUGCUAACCUUCACGAAAACUGACCCGCCCUUGUCCUACAGCUGCAACCCGCUCCAUUUUGAUUUCAAGGGGUCACAUAAUCGAGCGCCUAGUGACCCGAGGCAGGACGCCGAGACCAAGACGGAUGAGGAGUCCUCCAUCAGCUCGGUCUCAGCCAGUCGGGGGAAAUCCAUAAGUCCAGACAAGCGUAUUGAAGAGGGCAUGUUCAAUCUGGACCACGGUCCCACCGGAGAGGCCGAGGCAAAACCACGAAAGUGCCACCAGCACGCCAGUGACACAGAGAGCUGCCUCGGACUAAAAAUACACGCAAGAUGCAAGUACUUGAAGGAGCGGUCACACAGCCAAAAGCGAACAGCCGAAAAACUGAGGGUCAGGGACAGACGCCAUUACCGCAACCACUACAGGAAGAAGAGGCGACGGCGGAGGAGGAAGAGGAGGGUGCGUCACCACCAGCCUGAGAGGGACGGCGAAAGCAAUGCGCAGGAGAAGUGCAGGAGAUUCCAGAAGCGCAUCACGGUGGACGAGUGUUGUUGGGGGGAAGCGCUUGAUAGCAAAUUUCAAGCUGCCACUUCAGCGCAAGUGCAGCAUCCAUUAGAGAAGUCAAAGCAAUCAGCUCUGAAUCAGACAGCAGACAGCUGCAGCGGGGCCUCCCUAGCCGAGAGGCUGCCAGGCAGGGGGCCGGACACAGAGGGGGGCAUAAACGGCCCAGCGGGCGAUCCGAGCCUCUCUGAUAAGGGCUGGAAGGACAGCGCAAAGGUGGUGGCGGGAGGCGGUGUGAGCAGCCCCAGUUUUCCAUCUGCCCGCUUGACGUGCUUGAUGGGCCGCGGGUCGUGCCGGCAUUCCGACGUGCCUCAGUCCCAGAUCGUGGGCUUCACACGCUGGAGUGACGAGCUGCCACUCCACACGGACGACGUCAUCGGCAGCAUCAAAGCCCUGUGGCGCAUCCAGCGUCUGAAGAGGAAGCGGAGCGCCUCGCUGAGCGACGUUGACGCCAUGUGCUCGGAUCAGGUGACGUGCGCCCGUCUCAGAGAGCCAGGCAGUCAGCUGAGCGAGCGGGAGCAGGAACGCGAACAUCGGAGCUCAUCUGACGAGGGGUCCACGUGUUGCGAACACGGAAGAUGCAGAAAAAGAAGAAAAAUCUCCUGCACCGUAAACCAGUCUCCUGACCCUGCGUACAAGGUGCCUGUCGCUGAAAGCCUUGUUCCGACUGACCAAAAUACGAGCGAUGUGAACCCAAGCGUGAAAAGCCCGGUUCUGAAAGGAACGGGUGACUUUGGGAGCGUGGGCUCAGACAAAAGCUCAUGCAGUAUUGAUGAUCAAAAGAGCUCUGUGGUCGACGUGCCGGCCGGGAGCUCCAUUAUCCCUGACCCGGGUCAGCGUGUGGCAGAUAGUGACCGACAGAUGGGGAACCCGCCUGGCCUUAAAAUCAAUGAGCAGCCCCACGCCACUCCUGACGAUCCCCCUGCUCCUCCUCCCCCACAGCCCGCCGAGUGGAGAGAUUCGAGUGCCUCGGAAGACACGGGAGAGACUCUCACCAUCAGGUCUCGACAUGACAACUCGGCAGCGGAGGAGCACUCUAACAAGCCGGCAGUGGCAGCAGGAACCGCAACACUGGCAGCAGCAGUAGCAGCACCAGCCCAGGUCUGCCUGUCAAGAGGAAGAGAACAAGAGAAGGCGUUGGCAACAUCUGGAAAGGCCGGCCUGGACAAAUUGUCUCAGCACAGCAGCGGCCACCCUCCGGCGCAGCCCCCGAGGUUUCAGCUGUCUGUCGGACGGGCCGAGGAGGAGAAACCUGGCCGCGAGAGCUACCGGACCACCAGCAGCUGCGGCAGCAGUCCUUUCCACGGCCCUCCUCCUCAUCCUCAUCCCCCUCCUCCGCCUCAGCUGUCGUGCUUCCAGCACCCGUCUGACAGCAUGGAGAGGCACUGCCUCCUACAGAUUCAGACACACAGACAGGUGCUCCACCACCACCACCAGCAGCAGCAGCAGCAGCAUCAGCAGCAUCAGGUGUUUCAGGCGACCAAGCUGAAGCCUGUGCUCCCGCAGCGCCAGUCUCUUGCCGUGCCCGUGUCCUCCCCCGUCCACCUCCACCAGGUCCACCUGCCCUCGCCUGGCUCCAUCACCAUCCGCCACACCAUCCUCCAGCACCACCACCACCAUCACGCCACCUUCCUUCCCCCGGCUCAGCAUCACCACCACCACCACGCACCUCCUCCGCAGGUGCCUCCUCCUCCUCCGCCGCCUCCGCAGCUCUUCCCGCAGGUCCUGCCAGUGACUCGCCUGCCGCUGGGAGCGGAGAUGUGCCCGCCCGGUGCCCCCGCUUUCGUGACUCCGCCUCAGGUGUCGGUGGUGGGCCCGCCCGGCAUGCACCCGAUGGCGGUCACCUUCCAUGCCCUCCCCCGGCCUGCCAUGUUCCCCCAGAUGUUGCCCCCCCACCCAGCGGUCAUCCCCCUUCAGCCUCUCUUCUGACACCAGACUCACCUGUGUGUUCAGAGAUUCCAUUGUGUUCGUAGGAAGUCCAGUCACCGAGCUUAGUAUUCUACCCCUUAAAAAAGCUGUUAGGAUGGCUAAAAUAGCAUAAUAGGAUCUGCAGAGAGAGAGAGAAAAUUCAACAUGAGUAGUUUGUCAGUGCUUUAAGGUUAGAGGAGAAGAGAAUUAUAUUUGUGUAACAUUAUUGCACCUAACUUUUUUGGCUUUAGUAACAACAACAAAAAAAAACUGGAGCAAUGUUUUAUUCAACAACACGGCUGUUAAUUAGGUUUGAGACCUGUUUUUAGCAACAAUUCAUUCUGUGUUGACUGAGGAUAAGUCACAUGUAGGUCACAUUUGAAUACCGGCACUGUAGUUUAAAACUCUUAACAAAAUAUCAUGAUGAUUCAAGCUAAUUGGUGAUCUCGAUCUAAGCACAGUAGUAGGUCUUGAUACAACCCCCCAAAUAUUUUAAGCGGGUGUCCCAGUUUCCAAAGGAAAGGACAAGAAAAUGGUCAAAAUACACACAAUGAGCUAUACGGUCUAGACUUAAUGUGCAAUCUCUCCACAUGAUCAUCCUCCUGCUAGUGCUAACUGUGUAAUACCAUUCAAUGACUGUGUAUUACAGUAAAUUUAUGGAUGCGAUCUACAAUGAUCAGUAGUGAGCCAGUUCUGUGCUAGAGAGGGUGAGUUAGUGGUCUGCUUGCCUGUAGGCUUUUAGAUGGUCAUAUAAUACAAACCACUGAGUGGUUGUUGCUGUAGGCGCACUACACACAAACGAUAGAGAGCUUGCUUUUCCUCGUCAGUGUGAGUGGGAGUCUUCAUGCGUCAGUUUGUGUAGAUUCGUAGGACGUUGGCGUGGUGCUGAUUGGCACCGUUCCUACAGUGUGGCAGAGCUAAUGCCCAUUAGAGGUACAGUAGAUGGCAUGACAACCGUUAGCAAAGGCAACAUCUAGCACAGUAUUCCUGCAAAGUUAGAGUCAAGUGAUGUUUAAUGUAACGCAAAAAUGUGAUGACAGUAUAAGAAAUUCACUGAGAAUGAGUGAUGAUGGGAAACAAAACAUAAUGUGGUCAAACAAAAUAUGUAUCAUAGUUAGAAUGGCCUCUAUAUGGGUCAGAGAAGUACUUUAGCGGAGUAGAUAUGGAUUUCAGUGACGUACUUUGGCUGGCUAGUUUGAUCCAUAGUGGAAUCUUUGCACCAACUCAACAGGUUAGGUAUUAACAUGAAAGUUGCAUUUAUAAGUUUCUCAACAUCCCGUGCUCAUCACUUUUUUGUUUCUGUAAAAAAUGUGUUGUUGUGUGCAGCCUUCUUCCACUGGCAGUUCCACCAUGUAAGCAAAUGAACAGCAUUAUGUAUAAUAGGGAGCAGUUGUUAGUUCAGCAUAAUUUUGAUGCCUGGCGAAGUGGAUAAGAGGAAAGCUAGUGCACUGAUAGUUUGUUCUCAGCUGACAGACUCAAAGGUGUGCCAUAAUUCAAAAUGUAAUACCUGUUUCUGUAUGGUCUGAGUGAAUACUUUCCAUAUGUGUUUAUUUAUUUCGCUUUUGUUAAUUGACUGAGGGUGUUGUUAUUGGGCAUAAUCCAACAGUACAUAGCUUGGUUCCCUGUUUUAUUUUCUCAGAUACUGUAGGCGUUUAAUCUGAUAGAACACCCUAGACAUUAUAAGCUUUAAGGCUGUAAAUGCAAUACAUAUGACAUUAAAGUUGUUCUGAAGCACAAACUACUAUACUAAGUGCUAUUUUGGAAGUGAAUGUUUACACAUACCAUUCAAGUCACCUAAAAAAUGUUUUAGUAUACUCACUUAGUAUGUUGUAGUAUACUACUCGCUUAGAUCAACAUAAUAGAUUAAUUGAAGCAUUUAUCUGAGUUAAUUUGAAAGAUCACAGUGAAUUCUCUCCUCAAACAGCGAAUUAGUCUGUAUUCACUAAAAGCUGUGAUCCGUAGUCUUUGAAAGGUUUGUCAAAUUCCCAAAUGAAUUGCUUUUUUGUUGAGAUACGAGCCAGUAAAUCCAUCUUUUUUCUUUCUUGUUUCCCCUCCUCCUUCUCCUAGCUCAUUAGAUUUCAGUAGUUUAGACACCAGGCCCAAAUAAUAGCAUGUGGCAGCAUCACUGACACAGACAGUAUCAGUGUGAAUUGCUCAGCUAUAAAGUGAGUGCCAAUUAUUUCAUGUCAAAUAUAACCAAAAUAAGAAAUAAAAGAAUCCUUGCUCUUGCUCCUUGCUUGCAUCAGACAACUGUCCAAAUAAAUGCCAUUGUCCAAGCAAGAAUCAGUUUUCUUGCUAAAUCUGUAAGUCUCUAAACAAGUCAGAGUGAGAGUAUAUAGACUACAGCUGAUAAUCUUUGUUCUGUUAGAAAAAAGGGCAACUGUUCGGCAAUGGAACUACUGCAUGGGGAAAGCUCGUAGGGUUGAUAUUGCAAACGUAACUCAUUGUCAAUGGAAAUCUUGUACAGAUGAGCCUGUUGGUGUCUUGCAAGAAAGACUUGUUAUAAUCUGCAGUUAUGUGUAACAUAAAAAGCAAGCAAGCAUUUAAAAUUGUCUUCUUCAUAAAUCUGCACCUCUUGACCAGAUCUGCAGAUCUGUGUGAAGGCACAAUUUUAAUGUAUUUUAGUACAUUCAACUUGCUUUCAAGACCUGUACAUGGUGUAAAUUAGCAAUGUUUAUAAUUAAUGUAAGAUUUAAUGUAUAUGUAAAUAUGUUCCUGUUUUUAUUGUGCAAUGUACCCUAUAUGUAUGAAUUAUUUAGAUAAGACAAAGCCAACUAUGUUUUUUACGCCAAUUUGCCAACCGAAUGAUGUUAAAGUAAUAUCUAAUAAAAAUAGACAAAUGA